Molecule: messenger RNA, 621 nt
Organism: Glarea lozoyensis ATCC 20868
Lineage: Eukaryota; Fungi; Ascomycota; Leotiomycetes; Helotiales; Helotiaceae
Product: SET
Exons: 1
Coding region: 1-621 (206 amino acids)
Molecular function (GO): protein binding
Source: RefSeq, a predicted model, not a curated record
AUGCCACCAAAGCAGCCCGCUCCCAAAGCAUGGCCGUCAAGCAUUUUGUAUCUGACAGCGCCCAUCUACUCGCCAACAAUAACCAAAGACCACCUCACAGCGCUUCGAACGCAAGAUCCAACCCUCCCGUCAAUCAACACCACGAAAGGUCCUUCAAACCUUGUAAAAAUAACCCCAAUAUCAUCUCCGACCCAUCCAGCAAACGGCCAAUCCGGUCUCUUCGCCUCGAUGGAUCUCAAACCUGGAACAUUCAUCCUCCAAUACCUAGGUGAAAUCCACUGCUCUCCAGACCCUCGUCACUCAAAUCCAGAAGACAACAUUGCUGACACCCAUUCAACAUCCAACUACGAUCUCUCUCUCGACAGAGAACUAGGAAUCGGCGUUGAUGCCGAUAAAGCGGGCACGGAAGCAAGGUUCAUCAAUGAUUACCGAGGAGUUGCUGAGCGGCCGAAUGCUGAAUUUAAGGAGAUCUGGGACGAGAGGAGAGGGGAAAGGGGAAUGGGUGUUUUUGUUUUGCCAGAGGGAAGAAAGGGCAAGAAUAAGGGUAUUAGGAAGGGAGAGGAAAUCUUGGUUAGUUAUGGACGUGGCUUUUGGGGUGCGAGGAAGGACGAUGGCGAGUGA